CACCAACAGAGAGCAGCGUGAGAGGUCUGAAGGAUAGAAGGUGCACUCAACCCCAUUCAUCCCCCCUUUCCUGUGAGGCGGAAAAGAGAGAGAGAGAGAGAGAGGAAGCAAGCAAUCCAAAAUGAAAGUUUACGCAGGACUCCGGAAGCUGAUGGCCUUGGUGCUACUGGUGCUACUGGUGGUGCUGGUGUGCUGCGGCAAAGAAGGUGAGGCCCAUCCGGGCAAGAACGCCCAAUCGCUGUCGUCGGCCAAGAAGGCGUCGUCGGCGGCGAAGAAGGCGAACGCACCGCACCACUCGCUGGGUGGGGGCGCAAGGACGGCGCUCGGGGCCGGCGGUGUCGCCGGCGGUAUCGCGUCCUCCCUCUUCUAGACACCACACCACACCCCCCCCCCCCCCCCCUGCUCUAGCUCCUGUAUCCAGCAAAUACAUCCAGCCAUCCCGAGCAGC
Messenger RNA from Anopheles aquasalis, 448 nucleotides. RefSeq lists its product as uncharacterized. Lineage: Eukaryota; Metazoa; Arthropoda; Insecta; Diptera; Culicidae. The record is from RefSeq and is a predicted model, not a curated record.